Molecule: messenger RNA, 4140 nt
Organism: Pongo pygmaeus (Bornean orangutan)
Lineage: Eukaryota; Metazoa; Chordata; Mammalia; Primates; Hominidae
Product: misshapen-like kinase 1
Biological process (GO): protein phosphorylation
Cellular component (GO): cytosol
Molecular function (GO): protein kinase activity; ATP binding
Source: RefSeq, a predicted model, not a curated record
AUGGAGCAUCUGGGUGAGGAGGGGGACCCUGCUAGGAUCUUUGAGCUUGUGGAGGUGGUUGGCAAUGGAACCUACAGACAGGUGUACGAGGGUCAGCAUGUCAAGACUGGGCAGCUGGCUGCCAUCAAGGUCACGGAUGUCACGGAGGACGAGGAGGAAGAGAUCAAACAGGGGAUCAACAUGCUGAAAAAAUACUCACCACUGCAACAUUGCCAUCUACUAUGGAGCUUCAUCAAGAAGAGUCCCCCGGGAAACGAUGACCAGCUCUCGCUGGUGAUGGGGUUCUGUGGUGCUGGUUCAGUGACUGACCUGGUAAAGAACAUGAAAGGCAACGCCCUGAAGGAGAACUGUAUCGCCUACAUCUGCAGGGAGAUCCUCAGGGGUCGGGCGCAUCUCCAUGCCCACGAGGUGAUCCGUCGAGACAUCAAGGGGCAGAAUGUGCUGCUGACAGAGAAUGCUGCGGUCAAGCUAGUGGAUUUUGGGGUGAGUGCUCAGCUGGACCGCACCGUGGGCAGCCGGAACACUUUCACUGGGACUCCCUACUGGAUGGCUCUAGAGGUCAUCGCCUGUGAUGAGAACCCUGAUGCCACCUACGAUUACAGGAGUGACAUUUGGUCUCUAGGAAUCACAGCCAUCGAGAUGGCAGAGGGAGCCCCCCCUCUGUGUGACAUGAACCCCAUGCGAGCCCUCUUCCUCAUUCCUUGGAACCCUCCGCCCAGGCUCAAGUCCAAGAAGUGGUAGGUCUCUGAGAGUUUCAUUGACUUCAUUGACACAUGUCUCAUCGAGACUUACCUGAGCCGCCCACCCACGGAGCAGCUACUGAAGUUUCCCUUCAUCCGGGACCAGCGCACGGAGCGGCAGGUCCGCACACGGCUUAAGAACCACAUUGACCGAUCCCGGAAGAAGUGGGAGGAGACAGAAUAUGAGCACAGCGGCAGCGAGGAGGAAGAUGACGGCCAUGGAGAGGAAGGAGAGCCCAGCUCCAUCAUGAACGUGCCUGGAGAGUCGACUCUACGCCAGGAAUUUCUCUGGCUCCAGCAGGAAAAUAAGAGCAACUCAGAGGCUUUAAAACAGCAGCAGCAGCAGCGAGACCCCGAGGCACACAUCAAACACCUGCUGCACCAGCGGCAGCGGCGCAUAGAGGAGCAGGAGAAGCGCGCUGGGUGGAGGAGGCUAUCACUACGACCCACUCUAUAUGGACUUCAGCAACAGCGGCGGGAGCGGGAGCAGCGGAAGCUGCAGGAGAAGGAGCAGCAGCGGCAGCUGGAGGACACGCAGGCUCUGUGGCGGGAGGAGGAGUGGCGGCAGGCCGAGCGCGAGCAGGAAUACAAGCGGAAGCAGCUGGAGGAGCAGCGGCAGUCAGAGCGUCUCCAGAGGCAGCUGCAGCAGGAGCAUGCCUACCUCAAGUCCCUGCAGCAGCAGCAACAGCAGCAGCAGCUUCAGAAACAGCAGCAGCAGCUCCUGCCUGGGGACAGGAAGCCCCUGAACCAUUAUGGUCGGGGCAUGAAUCCCGCUGACAAACCAGCCUGGGCCCGAGAGGUAGAAGAGAGAACAAGGAUGAACAAGCAGCAGAACUCUCCCUUGGCCAAGAGCAAGCCAGGCAGCAUGGGGCCUGAGCCCCUCCCCCAGGCCUCCCCCAGGCUCCCAGGACCCCUUUCCCAGACUCCUCCUAUGCAGAGGCCAGUGGAGCCCCAGGAGGGACCGCACAAGAGCCUGGUGGCACACCGGGUCCCACUGAAGCCAUAUGGAGCACCUGUACCCCGAUCCCAGUCCCUGCAGGACCAGCCCACCCGAAACCUGGUUGCCUUCCUAGCCUCCCAUGACCCCGAUCCUGCCAUCCCCGCACCCACUGCCACGCCCAGUGCCUGAGGAGCUGUCAUCCGCCAGAAUGCAGACCCCACCUCUGAAGGACCUGGCCCCAGCCCGAACCCCCCAGCCUGGGUCCGCCCAGAUAACGAGGCCCCACCCAAGGUGCCUCAGAGGACCUCAUCUAUCGCCACUGCCCUUAACACCAGUGGGGCCAGAGGAUCCCGGCCAGCCCAGGCAGUCCGUGCCAGUAACCCCGACCUCAGGAGGAGCGACCCUGGCUGGGAACGCUCGGACAGCACCCUUCCAGCCUCUCACGGGCACCUCCCCCAGGCUGGCUCACUGGAGCGGAACCGCGAGGGAGCCUCCUCCAAAGUGGACAGCUCCCCAGUGCUCUCCCCUGAGAAUAAAGCCAAGCCCGGUGACCACCGCCCACAGCCAGGCCGGCCCACAGACUUCGUGUUGCUGAAAGAGCGGACCCUGGACAAGGCCCCUCGGCCUCCCAAGAAGGCCAUGGACUACUCAUCGUCCAGCGAGGAGGUGGAAAGCAGUGAGGAGGAUGAGGAGGAAGGCGAAGGCGGGCCAUCAGAGGGGAGCAGAGACACCCCUGGGGGCCGUGUUCACCCAGAGCACCUGGGAUUUCUUUAAAACCUGGCCCUGGCUAAGAGGAACAGAGCAGCCAGCGGGGGGCAGGCCUCGCUGAUGUUUCUCUCUAGACUUCACCCCACUUUGCCACCCAUGGCGUGGAGUUAGACAGUCACACCCAGAGCUCCUAGACAACCUGGACUGCAGGGUGUUCCAAGCCCUCCUGGUGCAGUGGGACACCCAGGUGCUAACGGCAAGCCUGGCAGUGCUGGGUCCCCUGGGCUAACAGGAUGUCCAGGGAGCCCCGGGAGUCCAGGAGCCGUGGGCCUGAAAGGAAGCAAAGGGGACACAGGACUUCAAGGACAGCAAGGAAGAAAAGGAGAAUCAGGAGUUCCAGGCCCUGCAGGUGUGAAGGGAGAACAGGGGAGCCCGGGGCUGGCAGGCCCCAAGGGAGCCCCUGGACCAGCUGGCCAGAAGGGAGACUGGGGAGUGACAGGAUCUUCUGGGGAGAAAGGAGUGAAGGGAGAAAAAAGUGAAAGAGGUGAAAACACAGUGUCCGUCAGGAUUGUCAGCAGUCAUAACCGAGGCUGGGCUGAAGUUUACUACAGUGGUACCUGAGGGACCAUUUGCGAUGAUGAGUGGCACAAUUCUGAUGCCACUGUCUUCUGCCGCAUGCUGGGUUACUCCAGAGGAAGGGCCCUGUACAAAGUGGGAGCUGAUGGAGUCUCACACCGUUGCCCAGGCUGUAGUGCAGUGGCACGAUCUCAGCUCACUGUAAGCUCUGCCUCCCGGGUUCACACCAUUCUCCUGCCUCAGCCUCCCAGGUAGCUGGGACUACAGGCGCCCAUCACCACGCCCAGGUGUAUCAUCUUUGUAACACUGGCAAUUGGAGAUGUUCCGGAUCACCAGUGGCACCUAUAGCGCCUUACCAGCUUUCCAGCACUUGGUGACAGUUUCUCUCAAUUGUCCAUGAAUUGACACUUGGAUUAGCCUGGUCUGUCCCAACAACCUUAUCAGCUCCUUGACAGGAGGGAUAUGCCCUCUCUUCAUGGUGUAUUCCUCAUGUCAUGUUAGAGAUGCAGUAGGUAUUUAGCAGUUAUAUUGGUUCACUGUGUAUUCGUUGAGUGUUUAUUAUGUAUAAGGCAGUUUAAUUAAAUUUCAGUGCAUUGAAAUACUCAUAUCUGUGUAUUCACAGCUGCCAAUGUCUGGUUAGUUCAAGGAAAAAUUACAAGGACUUUAUCAAGUUCUACUUUACUAAAGAGGAAGAAGCGAGCAACAGUGUGGGGCGGGGAAAAGGCCCCUACAUUGAUCAAACUUUUAGGCCCUUUAGAGGUGAUCCUUUUGACACAUAAAUGACAGACACACACUCUUUUAUACAGCUUGAUUCAAGUGCACAUACAUGUCCAUAAAAGAAUAAUAUUUUUUAAAAGUUGCAUCAGAAUAUAUCUUUUCCUGUGCUGUUAGGUAAUUGUUGAUGAACAGCACUUGGAUUUCCUGUUGGCAUAUACUAUUUCGGCUAUUCAUCAGUGUAGUUCCUGGACACACAUGGAAAUUCUUCAAGCCCUGGCAGCUCUGGUGUACUGCAGUGGCUCAAAAUGUCAAAAGGUAGUUUAAAGUGCUUUAUCCUUCCUUUGAAAGGCCAGGAGCACAGGCUCUGGUGCCAACACUGUGUUCAGGUUUCUAUCUUGCCACUAAUCUCUAGCAAUUCUUAUUCAACCACUCUGGGCCUUGUUUCCUUGUGUAUAAAAU